Messenger RNA from Musa acuminata subsp. malaccensis (wild Malaysian banana), 1035 nucleotides. Lineage: Eukaryota; Viridiplantae; Streptophyta; Magnoliopsida; Zingiberales; Musaceae. The record is from RefSeq and is a predicted model, not a curated record.
AACGACAAAGACAGAUGGCACGACGAAGCAGCAGAGCCGGCGCCAUUCUGAUCACGUCUCAUGCUGUCUUUAUGUUCCAAGACAUACCGCCGCCUCGGAGCUCCUGAACGAACUCAUCCAUGGGUGGCUCCAUGGAGGACUUGGUGAAGAGGUUCCAUGACCUGGAGGUGAGCCAGGCGAACCUGCGGGAUCAGCUGCAGUGGAUGCUUGGUGAAGGAAGUGAAGGUCAUGGCCAUGGCAUGCGACGAAGGGAAGAUGGCGAUGCCGAUGCCGAUCCGUUUCUUCCUGGCCACUUCUCCCACGGUCCCUACCGCAGCGUCCUCCAACACGUCGGCCACGCCCUGCACAUCUUUCGCCCCCACACUGGCGAAAUCAUCUUCUGGAAUCAAUCAGCGGAAAAUUUAUAUGGAUGGUUGGAGGAUGAAGCCCUCGGCAAAAGGGUCGGAGAUUUGCUGAUGAACGAAGAAAAAAUUCCAUACCUGGGAAAGAUCAUGGACCGACUGCGCCGAGGCCAGUCAUGGUCGGGUCAGCUUGCCUUCGUGAAGAAGUCAGGCGAGAUGUUCAUGGCGAUGGUGACCAAGAGCCCACUGUACGAAGACGACGAUUUCGUCGGCGUAAUCACCGUCUCAAGCGACGCCGCGUUGCUCGACGAUAACUGCUCGGAGAUGCUGCGUGGAAACCAAGAUCAAGCUCAUGGUCCGGCAAGAACGUGCAAGCGAGUCCGGUGGCGGCGGCCGCCUCCCAUCGCGUCGUCCGUCUCCAAUCUGGCCUCGAAGGUCUUCUCGCGGAACCGCGCGUGCGGUGACAAUGAGCUCGACGAGAGUUGCCAAGUUGGCGAUGAGAGCGGAAAGAAGGAAUUGUAAGCACCGGAAAGAGUUCUCAUAAUGCAUGCGCGGAAGAGGGGCAUUGAGGACGACUCCUAAAAGCUUGCAGAGAUGUGAUGCGCUUCACUCGGUGCAGACAAGUAGUAGUUUUGCGUUGUUCCCUGUUAUCAUCGCCUGUAAACAUGAGCGUCGACGUUGUUGUAUCACUAUA